Molecule: messenger RNA, 1953 nt
Organism: Babesia microti strain RI
Lineage: Eukaryota; Apicomplexa; Aconoidasida; Piroplasmida; Babesiidae
Product: ATP-dependent RNA helicase dhx8
Exons: 4
Coding region: 1-1953 (650 amino acids)
Cellular component (GO): intracellular anatomical structure
Molecular function (GO): ATP binding; RNA binding
Source: RefSeq, a predicted model, not a curated record
AUGGAAGAGUUGUUAAUAAGCAUAGUGCAAGAUGAAAUUGUGCAUAAGUUAAAACUCAGCAAUACGCUGCUAAUUAUAGCCUCCACAGGUAGUGGAAAAUCAACACUUUUGCCCGGAAUUCUGGUGUCAAAUGGAUACACUGAUAAUGGCAUCGUCGGUAUAUCACAACCGAGACGAGUUGCAGCAAUUUCUCUGGCCAAAAGAGUGUCUUCGCUCCUAAAUUGUAAAAUUGGCGGAUUUGUAGGGGUUUCAGUGAGAUUCCACAACAACACAACAGCACAAACCAGAGUGCUGUUUGCCACUGAUGGAAUUUUGGUACGUGAAGCACUAAUUGAUCCCAUUUUUAGUAGGUUUAGUGUGAUAAUUGUUGAUGAAGCUCACGAAAGAUCGCUAAGGAGUGAUGUCUUAUUUGGGCUACUAGUCAUUGCACAGCGUAGGAGACCUGAGCUAAAGGUCGUUAUUAUGUCUGCAACAUUGGAGUAUGAAAAUUUUGUCAAGUUUUUUAAGGAUGUUCAACUUGUCAAGGUGGAGGGUAGGCAGCAUCCCAUUGAAAUUCACCAUAUAAGAUCGGAAUGCGAGGAUUACUUAGAGGCUGCGGUAUUUGCUACUCUAAUGAUAAAUUCUAGAUCCGAACCUGGUGAUAUUUUAGUAUUUUUACCGGGACAAGAAGAAAUAGAGUCUUUUUGUGGCAUUUUAAAUUCUAAGCUCAAGAAAAUUGAGCAGGAAGCCAAGGGUAAAACGCCUAAAUCUGUUCUACUGAGAAUUGGUAAAAGGACUUGUAAUUACUCGCAAUGGAUGCAAAUGGUUAUUUUGCCCUUGUACGCAGCACUACCUCUGGCCCAGCAGGAACUUGUGUUUGUAAAGGCUCAUAAUAUGAGAAAGGUAAUUGCUGCCACCAACAUCGCUGAAACAUCACUCACAAUUCCAGGUGUUAGAUUUGUUGUGGACUCUGGUCUUGAGAAACAAAAAUCUUUCUCGGCGAAGAGAGGUAUUGAAGUUCUAGCCCUUAAAAUCAUAUCAAAGGCUUCAGCUAGACAACGAGCAGGUCGAGCUGGUAGGGAGUCUAAAGGAUUUGUCUAUCGAAUUUAUACUAAGGACUCCUUUGACAAGAUGCCUGAAUUUACCACGCCUGAAAUCUUACGCACUAAUGUUACUCAGCCCUUCUUAGAGCUAGCCGCUAUGGGCAUAAAAGGCAUUUCAGAGUUCCCUAUGAUAGAUUCUCCCAGUCAAGAAUCCUUUUUGGUUGCAAUUGCCACGCUGUGUAGGCUAGGUGCAUUGGAUAGAGCUGGCAGUAUUACUGAAAUGGGUAAACUGAUUGUCAAAAUACCCACCAGUCCAAUUUAUGCCAAAUUGCUUAUAAUUUCAAGACAUUUAAAUUGUUUUGAUGAGAUCCUAACUAUGGUAUCAAUGCUUUCAGUAGAUGUGCCCUGGAUAACCAAUUUUUCUGGCAGUAGUAAUAAAGGUUUUAAGAAUGCCAAAAUGCGCAUUUCAAACACAAGUAGUGACCAUUUGACCCUCAUAAAUCUAUAUAAUCUGUACAAAAAGUCCAAAAACCCAGAAAGCUUCUGUGCCGCUUUUGGUAUAAAACACAAUGUAAUGAAGUAUGCAGAGCAAAUUAGAAUCCAAUUAGAGUCAAUUGUUGAUACUCUAAGCAUCGAUGCCACAAAAAUUAAUAUGAAACUUCAGCCACCAGAAUUUGAAGACCCGAAUGACUAUGUACUAUGGACACUCGCUCAAGGAAGUUGGAUUAAAACGGCAAUACUUGACCCUGAUAAGUUGCACUACAGGACCAUUCUGGAGAAACAAAAGGUAAAGAUUCAUCUAUCCUCAGUGAUUAACCGUACAAAACUGCCAAAUUAUAUUGUGUACGAUGAAUGUGUGUCAACCAGUACUACUUACGUGAGAAUUGUCAGUUCCCUGGAUAAAUUUGACAUUAGAAAGCCAGAAAAGUGA